AUGGGUACGGAGAGGAAGAGGAAGGUGAGCUUGUUUGAUGUGGUGGACGAGUCGUCGGUCUCUGCUAAGCUCGCAAAGUCAGCGGCCAACGGUGGAGCAGCUGUUGGUACAGCCACCAUGUUCUCGAACGGGAUCACCCAGAGCGGCAGCAGCUCCGUCAAUCGGUGGAAUGGAAAGCUGUAUUCGCAGAGGUAUUACGACAUACUCGAGAAGAGGAAGACUCUCCCAGUUUGGCAGCAGAAGGAGGAGUUUUUGGAUGUCUUGAAGAAGAACCAGGUUAUCAUCCUUGUUGGUGAGACUGGGAGUGGCAAAACUACCCAGAUUCCGCAAUUCGUUCUGGAAGCUGCUGAGUCGGACACUUCGGAUAAGAGGCGCAAGAUGCUGGUUGCUUGCACUCAGCCUCGUCGAGUGGCUGCAAUGUCUGUAUCACAACGUGUUGCUGAAGAGAUGGAUGUCAUCAUCGGUGAAGAAGUUGGUUAUAGCAUCCGUUUCGAAGACAAGAGCAGUCAUAAGACAGUUUUGAAGUAUUUAACCGAUGGUAUGCUCUUAAGAGAAGCCAUGACGGAUCCCCUGUUGGAAAGGUACAAAGUAAUAAUCCUUGAUGAAGCCCAUGAGAGAACUUUAGCAACAGACGUGCUCUUUGGCCUUCUCAAAGAGGUGUUGAGAAACCGUCAGGAUCUUAAGUUGGUGGUCAUGAGUGCAACUCUCGAAGCUGAAAAGUUUCAGGGUUAUUUUAGUGGGGCACCUCUAAUGAAAGUCCCUGGUAGGCUACACCCUGUGGAGAUAUUCUACACACAGGAGCCGGAAAGAGACUACCUUGAAGCAGCAAUUAGAACGGUUGUCCAGAUACACACAUGUGAAGGGCCUGGAGAUAUACUAGUGUUCUUAACAGGUGAGGAAGAGAUCGAAGAUGCUUGUCGCAAAAUUUCUAAAGAGAUUGGUAAUUUAGGAGACCAGGUGGGUCCUGUGAAAACCGUGCCUUUGUACUCAACUCUUCCUCCAGCCAUGCAGCAGAAGAUAUUCGAGCCUGCUCCACCUCCUUUAAAAGAGGACGGUCCACCCGGGAGGAAAAUCGUGGUUUCUACAAACAUUGCUGAAACUUCUCUUACUAUAGACGGGAUUGUUUAUGUGAUUGAUCCCGGUUUUGCCAAGCAAAAAGUUUACAACCCACGUGUUCGAGUUGAGUCCCUUUUGGUGUCUCCUAUUUCCAAGGCUAGUGCUCAUCAGAGAGCAGGUCGAGCUGGUAGGACGGCGCCGGGCAAAUGCUUCAGGCUUUAUACUGAGAGGAGCUUCAAUCAGGAUCUUCAGCCGCAGACUUAUCCUGAGAUAUUAAGGUCGAACUUAGGGAAUAUUGUUCUGACAUUGAAGAAGCUGGGAAUCGAUGAUCUAGUCCAUUUUGAUUUCAUGGACCCACCUGCACCAGAGACGUUGAUGAGGGCUUUGGAGAUGUUGAACUAUUUGGGAGCGCUGGAUGAUGAGGGUAACCUGACAAAGCUUGGGGAGAUUAUGAGCGAGUUUCCGCUCGAUCCUCAGAUGGGGAAGAUGCUGGUGGUUAGUCCAGAGUUUAAUUGCUCAAAUGAGAUCCUCUCUCUUUGUGCUAUGCUGUCAGGUAUAUCCCUUGAUUUCUCAUUUUGUGUUAUAUAG
This is a messenger RNA of Linum tenue, 1644 nucleotides long. The record is from the annotation of a GenBank genome assembly. NCBI's taxonomy places the organism in Eukaryota, Viridiplantae, Streptophyta, Magnoliopsida, Malpighiales, Linaceae.